Callorhinchus milii (elephant shark) is the source of this 1541-nucleotide messenger RNA. It is a transcript of the gene gemin8, whose product is annotated as gem (nuclear organelle) associated protein 8. Gene Ontology annotation, biological process: spliceosomal snRNP assembly. The record is from RefSeq and is a predicted model, not a curated record. Lineage: Eukaryota; Metazoa; Chordata; Chondrichthyes; Chimaeriformes; Callorhinchidae. Gene Ontology annotation, cellular component: SMN complex. The coding region runs from base 49 to 741 and encodes 230 amino acids. The transcript has 3 exons.
CUCACCGCGCAGGCGCUGAUCUGAGCUACACGCGGGACCAGGAAGAGAAUGGACCCGAACCGGGGGACCGAGGGUGAAGAGGUGACUAGACCAAGAGAGAUGUGGUACAGCCAUAAAAUGUACUCCCGAUAUUGGCAGCAUUAUCAACAAGCCAUGCUGUGGUUGCAGAAACACAGACGAGCAUACCGGAAGGCAGUUGAGUCACUUCAGUACCCAGCCUGGUCCAGCCCUGAGCUUGGGGCUUGUCGCCUCACUGAUUGGCACGAGGAUGCAGCUCACAGAGCCAGGUACGGGCAGGGCCAGCAGUGGCGGCGCCCACACGGGUCGAAGAGGCAAGAGGAAAACUUUCAGGAUGAAACGGAUCCCUAUUCGGACAUGGAUGAGGAGUCAGAGAGUGAAAUAGAGUGUGAUGUCAGCGGCGUAGAGAUUACAGAAGAACUCCGCCAGUACUUUGAACAGACAGAAAAACACAGGGAGGAGUUAAAACGACAGCAGGAGUAUGACGAUGAGCAGCAGAAAAUGUAUGUUUUGGCAGACCAUGAUUUUCACAGCACGAUGGGGAGAACAGUGCAACCACCAGCAGAGAGGCCCGGUGAGAGGAGAGUGGUGGAAAUGAAGAGACUCUAUGGAGAAUCUGCUGCUAAAAUCCAAGGAAUGGAAACAGCAAUGCAACUUACUUUUGAUAGGAAGUGUGAUAAAAAGCAGCCCAAAUACUGGCCUGUAAUUCCUCUGAAACUCUAAUUGUAUUUUCUCACUUCACAAUGUUUUAUUUGCAUUGGAGGCUGGGAUUAAAAGGCAACGGGAGGUCUCAUUUUUUAAAAGUGUAUUUGAGAGUUGCAUUAAUUUCAAGGAUUUUUUUAACUUCUCUGUGCAGAUGUACUCAUUAAAUAGAAGUACGUUUAUGUUUUUUUCAAAGAAAAUGCCAUUACUUGCUUGUAACAAUACAACUAUAAAUCAGUUUUCUCUUUUCUGUUCAAUUUGUUCUUUUGAAUAGUUUUGAUAAAGGGGGAUGAGAAUUAAUGAUGUCAACAGUAUGAAAGAAAGCAUCUUUGGGGAUAUUGUUCAACCAAAGGGUAGGGUGGGGGGGAGGAGCUGAAUUAACAUCUCUAGAUUACCAACCAGUGUUAAUGACUAAGUGAGUGUACAACCUUAGUCUGUGUGUUAUUUUGGCUUCCUUGCCUUUUCUGAUUACAAUGCUUGUAUUCUACAGGUUUCCACAAUUUGGUUAAACAAUUUUUUUUGUGUUUUAUAUGCAUAGACUAUCUCUAACGUAUUUCUUCGUUGGUCCCUUAUGAAUGAGAUCAGAGCUAAAUGACAGUUUAAUACAAAACUAUUGAACAAAUGUAAUAGAUUAUGGCAAAUCUUUUAAUCCUGUUUCUCUUGCCUUUUUCCAAGACCCUUAAUACUCUUACUUCCCAAGUAUCUAUCUUCUCUUCCUUUAAAGUAUCCCAAUCAAUUUUUAAGGCUUCUUAGGCAAUCCAAUACCCAUCUUUCUUUUAAACAUCCUAAUUGAUUCUGUCUAUAAUGCAUUCCAGAUUUUC